Penicillium verrucosum is the source of this 621-nucleotide messenger RNA. RefSeq lists its product as uncharacterized. The transcript is spliced from 4 exons. The coding region runs from base 1 to 621 and encodes 206 amino acids. The record is from RefSeq and is a predicted model, not a curated record. Lineage: Eukaryota; Fungi; Ascomycota; Eurotiomycetes; Eurotiales; Aspergillaceae.
AUGAUGCCUUCUUUCCAACCAAACCCUAACUCAAACACUUACCCAAUCCAUUACUCAAGCGCUGACCCAGGUGCUGACCCAUGCACUUACCUGGGCACUUACCUGGGCAAUUACCCAGGCAUUUACUCAAGCGCUGACCCAAGCGCUUACCCAGACAUCGACAAUGGCCUGAGCCUGAACCACCCCCCUGACCCGAGUCUGAACCAACCUGGCCUGGACGUCAACCCUGCCCUGAACCCUGGACCUGGUUCCAGCACUGGCGCUAAUCCUGGCACUCCUAACACCAGGGCUAACACUGGCCCUACUAGCACUCCCACACCCACACCCAACGGCAGCUACUGGAGAGUACGCGACUCCCAGCCCCAAGGGUUCGCACAGCCCAACAAACUCUUGUGCAACUGCCCAGACCACCGCGAGAGGUGGUGGCCCGUCGACCAUGCCGAGCUGGUAAUCUCCCCCUGUGCCCUCAGAUGCCCCUACUGUGACAAGUUCAACAGGGCCGAAAAGAGGGUGAUGGCCUCGAACCUGAGGCGUCACAUCGCCAUGACGCACAUCAAGAGGCACCCUGCCACAUACGGCACUCUGCACGUGGCCCCUGGAAUGAUUCCAAAGAGUCAGUAG